CCUCUUGAAAAGAAGAAAGAUAAAAAAGGCCGACAUGGAUCGAUAAAAGGAUCAAGGAAAGCAUUGAAGGAUUCAUCAAAGGGUUCAAGAAAAGGGUCUGUGAAAGCAUCAAAAAGAGGAUCUAGAAAAGAUUCCAAGAAAGGAUCAUCUAAGAGAGGAUCUACGAAAGGAUCUACAAAGGGAUCCACGAAGGGAUCGCUGGUUGCUCCAAGAAAGCGAGGGUCCAGCAAGCGUGGUAAACGUGGCGGCUCAGCUCGACCGUCUGGCACAAUUAGUAAACAAAAACGAGGAAUGUCUCAAAAGCCAUCGAAAAAAUCUUCCAAAAAUAAAAAACAUCAUAAACUGGGAGGAAGCUCUAGCAAGAAGUCGUCAAAGAAAGGAAGUCGAGCAUCGAGAAAAAUGAAAGACAAACAUAGAAAGAAAGAAUCAGGCGAGAAGCGUCGACAUCAUAAGAAGAGUAAGAUGAAGCGUGAAAAGAUCGUCAAACCCGACAAGAAACAGCGCAAGAUUUCUGAGAAAAAGAAGCCGGACAAAAAACACUGGAUUGAGCAAGAGUUCCUUCAACCUAGUCCAGGAAUACAACCGCCAAAAGAGGAGGAGCAAAAGUAA
Ostertagia ostertagi is the source of this 609-nucleotide messenger RNA. The record is from the annotation of a GenBank genome assembly. Lineage: Eukaryota; Metazoa; Nematoda; Chromadorea; Rhabditida; Trichostrongylidae.